Molecule: messenger RNA, 3203 nt
Organism: Pocillopora damicornis (cauliflower coral)
Lineage: Eukaryota; Metazoa; Cnidaria; Anthozoa; Scleractinia; Pocilloporidae
Biological process (GO): protein ubiquitination; Notch signaling pathway
Molecular function (GO): RNA binding
Source: RefSeq, a predicted model, not a curated record
CACUAUGGCAGAGAUGAAUCAUCAUCCAGAGUCAGUCAAAUCCCAGCUAGGACAUUUGAGCGUCGAAAAGUUGGCGAGAACUGUGGUAAUAUCGAACAUACCGCGAGAAAUUACAAAAGAUGAAAUUCAUAUAUAUUUCCAGAAAAGUAAACACGGCGGUGGAGAAGUUGAUGAUAUUUGGAUAGUAAAAGAUGAGGAAGCGGUCAUUGUCUUUGAAAACCCUGAAGUCGCUGACAGUGUAUUAAAGCGCUCUCACGUGCUUGGAGGCAAAAAGGUGGAUCUCAGACCAUACAAUACCCAGGUUUUCUCGCGCGUUGCCGCUUUUGUGAGUUUCGGCACGAUGUCACCUCGGAAGUCAGAAAGCCUGCUCGAAAUGAUGAAGGAAAAGGUUGACGUAUCAUGGCAAUCCAAGGGUCAUAAUGGAUUCGUUCUCUUGGGAUCGAUUAAUCAACUAGAAUUUGCUCAUAGAUAUUUGCAAGAAUUUUUUCUUCGGCGCCCAUACCUGCUGUUUAAGGAAGAAAGAAUGGUGCAAGGAGAAGAUACCGUGAAGGCUCGACAAAAUUCUCCAGAAAAUUUUGAACAGGCCAAGAAAGACUCCCAGAAGAUUGUUGAAGAGUGCACCUUUGAAGUUGAACCAAAGUUCAUGAAAUUAUUCAAAAGGGUACACAAGGAAAAACUUGAACAAAUAGAAAGGGAAAGCCACUUGAAGAUAGUUUGGGCUGAAAAUGAAGCUCGAGUUAAGAUCAAACCUACACCUCUAACCAAAGAAACACACUAUCAAGAAGGAUGCAAUGCUUUCAUUGAUUUGUACCAAACCGUUCAUCAGUCCAUGAAGCGACAAGUGGUUGAUAUAGAAGACAUUCACGAUGAUGAAAAAAUCAAGGAGUCGAUUGCAUUCGUGGAGAGCAAACAUCCCGUCGUCAUUGAGAAAGUAGAAGGUCUGUUAAUCGUUUACAGCGAGGAAAUUCAUCUUAAGAGCUCAGUAAAGGCUCUUAAAAAAAUGCUUGGAAUGUCAAAAAUCAGGGGCGACAAUCCAAGGCAUGGUCAAAGGAACAUACGUCAUUCGUCUCACCAUCAUGAACAGCCAUUACCUAUCAUUACCAAGAUCCUUCAGCAGACUUUGACAAAUAACGUUAGAUUAUCUUUAUACCAGGGAGACAUAACUGAUGAGCAAGUUCAUGCCAUUGUCAACCCAGCUAACGCAUGGCUUCAACAUUCUCAAGGUGUUGGUGGUGCAAUUGUGAAAAAAGGAGGGAGUCAAAUAAUGCAUGAAUCUCAGUAUAUUAUGUCUCAUCGUAAUGUUCCUCUACAACCUGGUGAAGCUGUUUACACCGGAAGUGGGAAAAUGGCUUGUCACUAUAUAAUUCACACAGUUGGGCCAGACUGGUCAGCCUAUGCAGAUAAGAGCGUCGCUGUGACAUUUCUUCGAGUGGCAUGCAUAAACUGUCUCCGACUUGCUGUGCGACUUCAGCUUUCCUCUAUAGCCAUUCCAGCCAUCAGCUCAGGCAAUUGUGGUAUGCCAAAAGAAGUCUGUGCUGGGGCAAUUUUUCGAGCGAUUGACGAGUUUAGCACAAGUAUAGAUGCAGAAUGUAGCACUCUCCGUGACAUACGUGUCGUUAUCAUCGAUACAGAAACUGCUGAGGUCUUCCGUGGAGAAUUCAUUAACCAUUACUACUCGAAACAAAAGACGCAAAAUCAAAUGGCAACUCAGAGAGGUCCAUCCAGUGAGGAAGGAGAGAGCUCAUUUUCCACUAACCGAGGAAGAGGGAUUGAUGACGAGCUACCUAAUGAAAAACGUAAGAGUACACAGGAUAAUUUUACUGGAUCAAUGAGAAGACAGCACGGAGAUAACUCCCAUCAACGCGUUGAAGAGCAGCAUCGGCACACUUUUGAGGAAAGCAACUUAAAAGCAGCCGAGUGGACUUUGGCAGACGGCGUUGAAACCCAAAAUGUCGGAAGCGGUAUGAAUGUCAAUACGCACACGGAGGAGGGUCGUGAUACUGACGAACGAUAUGAGAAAACAGCAAGGAGUUCUGUAAAAUCGGUGCCCGGUAGAGGAGUCCUUGCACCUAGCUUUUCUAGGAAAGGAGAUGGUGUCACAAAAGGUGCCUCCGUUGAGGGAGUGAUGAGCUAUAAACCAACAAGGCCAAUCAAGCAUCCUCCUGGUCUCUCUGCGACAGAAGAUGGCCUUGAUAUUGCAAAGAAACUCAUGGGGGGAGAAAAUAACGAGCAAUUCACAGAAGCAUGUGAUGUCAAGAACGUAAAUCGACCAGAUCCGAAUAAGCGGAACACAAACGAAGAAGAGGGUAAGCCGCCAGACAAGUCCGAGGAUGGCAAUGAACGUGAGCCCUCAGCAAGUGGUCCUGUGCAUUCAAAUUCGACUGCCCCAAAGACAAUACAAAUGCCGCUUGAAAUCACACCAGAUCCUACCAAUGCAUCAGCAUCAGGCAAAGUGAAUGCACCAAAUGAUGUGCCAUUAUCAGCCGCGGGUACAACUCAAGGACCUGGACAGAACACAAGAAAAGAGAAGGAGCCAGGGGUAUCUUCACGUGAGGCGUCUCCACCAGAGAGGGACGAAGAUCAAUCGCAAGGAAGUCAAGCAACUAAAAGGGGUGACCAUUCUGUCGAGUCACUUUGUUCAGUAUGUCACAACUCAUGCCAAGAACUUGUUGAACCCUUGAAAUGUGGACACACUUUCUGCCAGUCUUGUUUUCAUCACCCUUCGAGUGACGUUUUCGUAUGCGGAAAUCAGUGGUGUGUCUGUGAGAGGUCCCAACCAAUAGGAACCAUGAGUUGGGGGACAGAGAAACAGCCUCUUCGUGGAUAUGAUGAUUGUUAUACUAUUGCCGUUACCUAUAACUUUCCCUCUGGAAUUCAAGGAUGGCAACAUCCUGCACAAGGACAACCUUACCGUGGAAGAUAUUUCACGGCAUACCUUCCGAACAACUCUGAAGGACAAAAAGUUUGCCAGUUACUGAAAAGAGCGUUUGACGCUCAACUCCUGUUUACAAUUGGUAAAUACCAGGUUACGGGCGAGGAGAAUCAGAUCGUGUGUAAAGAUAUCGCACAUAAAAUCAAUCGAUCAGGAGGACCAGCAAAUCAUGGGUAUCCUGAUUCCACCUACCUUGACCAAGUAAAGGAGCAGCUUGCCAAGAUAGGAAUUGUUGACGACGCCAACUUACAAGUGUAACUCAGUAGUCAAU